Eutrema salsugineum is the source of this 459-nucleotide messenger RNA. Its product is annotated as protein DOWN-REGULATED IN DIF1 11. The record is from RefSeq and is a predicted model, not a curated record. The coding region runs from base 1 to 459 and encodes 152 amino acids. The transcript has a single exon. Lineage: Eukaryota; Viridiplantae; Streptophyta; Magnoliopsida; Brassicales; Brassicaceae.
AUGGAGAAUAAACCCAUUUUCAUGGCAUUCGUUUCCAUCAUGGUUUUGCUAUCGUUUUCUAGUCCAACUUUGGCCAUAGAACACGAUGAGGACAAGCCGCUACUCAAUUCAGACAAGGAGUUUGAUGCAGCGAUGGCAAAUUCACCGAGUUCAUGUGAUUAUAAUCGUGACAUGAUCGAAAGUCAGUCAAAAAAACAUCUCGACUAUCUUAUAAAUUGUGGAGAAAAAAUGGGACCUGAUUCAGUGAAAUGUAACAUUGAAGUGAGGGCAGAGAUUCUUCGGAACAAAGAAGCUUCAAAGGAUUGUUGUCAGAUGAUAGUGAAAGCUGGCAAGGAAUGUCACAUUGAAUGGAUGAAGUUGUUUUUCCAAACCUAUCAACUCAAACGCUUUAGUUCCAAAAGAAUUUUCAAAACUAACGAAAUAUGGAACAGAUGUUCUAAUGAAGUUGGAUCUAUUUAA